Molecule: messenger RNA, 1710 nt
Organism: Tribolium madens (black flour beetle)
Lineage: Eukaryota; Metazoa; Arthropoda; Insecta; Coleoptera; Tenebrionidae
Gene: Vha44
Product: V-type proton ATPase subunit C
Exons: 8
Coding region: 172-1332 (386 amino acids)
Biological process (GO): proton transmembrane transport
Cellular component (GO): lysosomal membrane; vacuolar proton-transporting V-type ATPase, V1 domain
Molecular function (GO): proton-transporting ATPase activity, rotational mechanism
Source: RefSeq, a predicted model, not a curated record
CCGCACCUUCCCUAAUGUCAAACUCCACACACAGAUGGCAACAUGUCAAAUCACGUGAAACCCCACUAAAGAUCAGCUGUCUUCAGGGGAGUGGUUGUUUGCAAGGGUAGUUUUCCCAUUUGGUGCGUUGUAAACACCUUUUUCAGUGGUAAAAAUUUGAGGUUGGCACAAAUGACGGAAUAUUGGCUCAUUUCCGCCCCCGGCGACAAGACAUGUCAACAAACCUGGGAGACCAUGAAUAACCUCACCAGCAAGCAAAAUAACUUGUCGGUGAAUUACAAGUUUCAUAUUCCCGACUUGAAGGUUGGUACUCUGGACCAGUUGGUGGGCCUGUCGGACGAUUUGGGUAAACUGGAUGCGUUCGUUGAACAGGUCACGCGGAAAGUGUCGAGUUAUUUGGGGGAAGUACUCGAGGAUCAACGCGACAAAUUACAGGAGAAUUUGAUGGCGAAUAAUACCGAUUUGCCGACUUACCUCACGCGUUUCCAAUGGGACAUCGCCAAAUAUCCCAUAAAACAGUCGUUGCGCAACAUCGCCGACAUAAUAAGCAAACAAGUCGGCCAAAUCGACGCCGAUCUCAAGACCAAAUCGACGGCUUACAACAAUCUGAAGGGAAAUUUGCAAAAUUUGGAGAAGAAACAAACUGGCAGUCUUUUGACGCGAAAUCUGGCCGAUUUGGUGAAAAAGGAGCACUUUAUCCUCGAUUCGGAGUAUUUGACCACACUUUUGGUCAUCGUCCCCAAAUCCUCCUUCAAUGAGUGGAACGCCAACUACGAGAAAAUCACCGAUAUGAUAGUGCCUAGAUCCAGCCAACUUAUCACUCAGGAUAACGAAUACGGACUUUUUACCGUUUCGUUGUUCAAGAAAGUCGUCGAAGAGUUCAAAUUGCAUGCACGUGAACGGAAAUUCAUCGUGAGGGAUUUUACCUACAAUGAGGAGGAGCUUGCCGCCGGAAAAAACGAGAUUACUAAACUCGUCACUGAUAAAAAGAAGCAAUUUGGCCCUUUGGUGAGAUGGUUGAAGGUUAAUUUUAGUGAGUGUUUCUGUGCCUGGAUUCACGUCAAAGCCUUAAGAGUUUUCGUCGAGUCUGUUUUGAGAUACGGCCUGCCUGUCAAUUUCCAAGCGAUUCUCAUCCACCCCAACAAGAAGACGAUGAAGCGUCUCCGGGAUGUUUUGAAUCAAUUGUACGGCCAUUUGGACAGCAGUGCGGCCAUUUCAGGGUCCAAUGCUGACAGUGUCGACAUUCCAGGCUUAGGUUUCGGCCAGUCAGAGUAUUAUCCGUAUGUAUAUUACAAAAUAAAUGUGGACAUGAUUGAACAAACAAAAGUUUAAAUUCCAUAAAUUAGUUUUUUCGCUCUUUGAUUUUAUUAGAAUAACGUUGUAAAUUUUUUGUGUACGAAGGGUACAAUUUUUUGUAGGGCUGUUAAAUGUGUCACAUAAAUUUUGUAUGCAAUUGUGCAAUAUUUCGGCCACAGCUUGUAGUGUUUGACAAUAUAUCAGAUUUGGAAACCAGUAUUGAGUUCAUUGUAAAUAUAAUGUAAAUAAGAAAUGUUGAUUUUCUUUGGUUUUAAGCUCAUUUUUAUUAUUUUGAAAAAUAUUCCAUUGUACUAUAGGUCCAGUUUUAAGUUAAUGUCCGUUACUAUAAAUGUUAGAGGUGUUAAGAGGUUCAACUGUAAAUUUGUUAGACGAUUAAACUAUUUCAUUACGUUA